Molecule: messenger RNA, 1795 nt
Organism: Phasianus colchicus (ring-necked pheasant)
Lineage: Eukaryota; Metazoa; Chordata; Aves; Galliformes; Phasianidae
Source: RefSeq, a predicted model, not a curated record
UUGGGGUCCAUUUUGGUGCUUUUGGGGCCAUUUUAUCACCUUUGGGGCCAUUUCAGUGGGGUUUUGGGGCCAUUUUAUCACCCUUGGGGUCCAUUUUGGUAAUUUUGUGGCCAUUUUGCCCCUUUUAUGUCAAUUUCAGUGGGGUUUUUGGGGCCAUUUUUGUCCUUUUUGUGUUGAUUUCAGUGGGCUUUUGGGGCCAUUUUGGUGCUUUUGGGGUCAUUUCAUCCCCUUUGUGUCAAUUUCAGUGGGGUUUUGGGGCCAUUUUGGUGCUUUUGGGGCCAUUUCAUCCCCUUUGUGUCGAUUUCAGUGGGUUUUUGGGGCCAUUUUGGUGCUUUUGGGGCCAUUUCAUCCCCUUUGUGUCGAUUUCAGUGGGGUUUUGGGGCCAUUUCGCCCCUUUGCUCUCGAUUUCCAUGGGGUUUCCGGGGCUCUUGUGGUGCCUUUGGGGGUGGUCGCAUCCCGGGGGGUCCGGGGGGUCCGGGGGGGUCGGGGUCGGCGCGGUGACAGCGGAGCAGCCGUGCGGGACCCCGUCCCCCCCCGCAGUACGGCGGCUCCGACAGUUACCGGGUGGCCACCACCGCACAGGACAAAGGGGAGAAGGAAUCCCCCAAAAAGGGGAAGGGGAAGAGGGACCUCGACGACCUCAAGAAGGAGGUGGCCAUGACGGAGCACAAGAUGUCCAUCGAGGAGGUGUGCAGGAAGUACAACACCGACUGCGUGCAGGGUCUGACGCACAGCAAGGCGCAGGAGAUCCUGGCUCGGGACGGCCCCAACGCGCUGACCCCCCCCCCGACGACCCCCGAGUGGGUGAAGUUCUGCCGGCAGCUCUUCGGGGGCUUCUCCAUCCUGCUGUGGAUCGGCGCCAUCCUCUGCUUCCUGGCCUACGGCAUCCAGGCGGGCACCGAGGACGAGCCCUCCAACGACAACCUGUACCUGGGCAUCGUGCUGGCCGCCGUCGUCAUCAUCACGGGCUGCUUCUCCUACUACCAGGAGGCCAAGAGCUCCAAAAUCAUGGAGUCCUUCAAGAACAUGGUGCCUCAGCAAGCGCUGGUGAUCCGCGAGGGGGAGAAGAUGCAGCUGAACGCGGAGGAGGUGGUGGUCGGCGACCUCGUGGAGGUGAAGGGUGGUGACCGAGUCCCGGCGGAUCUGCGCAUCAUCUCCGCGCACGGCUGCAAGGUUGACAACUCCUCCCUGACGGGCGAAUCGGAGCCGCAGACGCGCUCCCCCGACUGCACCCACGACAACCCGCUGGAGACCCGCAACAUCACCUUCUUCUCCACCAACUGCGUCGAGGGCACAGCCCGGGGGGUGGUGAUCGCCACGGGGGACCGCACGGUGAUGGGUCGCAUCGCGACGCUGGCGUCGGGGCUGGAGGUGGGGAAGACCCCCAUCGCCGUGGAGAUCGAGCAUUUCAUCCAGCUCAUCACCGGCGUCGCCGUCUUCCUCGGCAUCUCCUUCUUCGUGCUCUCCCUCAUCCUGGGCUACACGUGGCUCGAGGCCGUCAUCUUCCUCAUCGGCAUCAUCGUGGCCAACGUGCCCGAGGGGCUGCUGGCCACCGUCACCGUGUGCCUGACGCUGACGGCCAAACGCAUGGCGAGGAAGAACUGCCUGGUGAAGAACCUGGAGGCGGUGGAGACCUUGGGCUCCACGUCCACCAUCUGCUCCGACAAAACCGGGACCCUCACCCAAAACAGGAUGACUGUGGCACACAUGUGGUUCGACAACCAGAUCCACGAGGCCGACACCACCGAGGACCAGUCCGGUACUUGGGGGGCGAUAUGGGGCGAUAGGGGGUGAU